CCGGAAUGACAUUUGAGUGACUUCGACUGCGGGCGGAUAUCGUUGGGUGCCGGUUGUGAAAAAGGCGGAAGAGGAGCACUUCGAGGUAUUCGGUGUCGGCGUGCCAGCUUCCUGAGGCCUACACGUCGUCAGCUGGUAUGAGCGCCAAUCGUGUCUCACUCCUUGAAGUGAGCAAGCACAAUCAAGACGAUGAUGCCUGGAUCAUCCUGAACGGCGUGGUCUGGGACAUGAGCGGCUUUGCGGCCAGACAUCCUGGAGGGCGGGACGUGAUCGAGGAGUAUUUCGGGCAGGACGGAAGCGAAGUUUACAAUGGCAUCCACAGCCCAGGCAUGGCGGAGAAAUACCUCGGUCAGAGCAAGAAGGUCGGCCUGGUCGAGGCCGGUGCGCCCAAAACGGGCGACAGUGAUGCAGAGGACCAUGUGCCUGUGGUGAAACCCGAUCUGGACGCGAUCAUCAGCAUCUACGAGUUCGAAAAAGUCGCAGAGACGGCGCUCAGGCCUAAAUCGUGGGCGUACAUUUCGGGUUCGACGGAGAAUGGCCUGACGAAAGCUGCAAACCAGGAUUGGUAUCAACGUAUCUGGUUCCGACCCAGAGUGCUGACGGGCGUGGGCAGAGUCGACAUCAGUACCAGCAUGUUCGGUCGGAAGUGGGCAUCGCCUAUUCUCAACUGUCCGUUCUCGUCGGCAAUGCUUGCGCACGAAGAUGGAGAGCUUGCACUGGCCAGAGGGUUUGAUGCAUGCGGCAAUCCAAUGGUGAUCCCGACCAUGUCAUCAUAUUCCGUCCAGGAGAUUGUCGAGGCCUUUCCACGUGGGCAUCCUUUCUUCUUUCAGCUGUAUGUGCAUAGUGACCGUUCGGAAAUGGAGAAGCUCCUCGAUCAAGUCUGCGAGCUACAGCCGCAAGGCAUUCUUGUUACGGCCGAUCUUCCGGUCAUGUCGAAGCGCGAGGGUUAUACCAAAUUCCUGGUGAACCAGCGUCAGAAGAAGCCGAAGAAGAUUUCCCAGGUGACCUCCGCGCAGAGGCCGGAGGAGUUGGUAUCUGUCGACCCCGAUUUGACGUGGUCAGAUAUCGAAUGGAUCCGGAAACGUACCGGUCUUCCCACAUUCGUCAAAGGAAUACAGUGCGCGUCGGAUGCUCGAAAGGCGCUCGAAUGUGGCUGUGCCGGGAUAUAUAUCUCGAACCACGGUGGAAGAGCUUUGGAUACAGCAGCCCCGUCCAUACUCGUGCUGUUGGAAAUCCAAGCUACUUGUCCUGAGAUCCUUGAUAAGCUCGAGGUCUUUAUUGAUGGAGGCAUUCAAAGAGGUACCGACAUCCUGAAAGCUAUCUGCUUAGGUGCGAGUGCCGUAUGCCUGGGAAGGCCGUUCUUCUAUUCCCUCGCGUAUGGAGAAGAAGGUGUCAAGCACGUAAUAAAGAUUCUCGAAGCCGAGCUCGCGACUGCGAUGCAACUCGUGGGCAUAACGAGUCUUGAACAGGCACAUCCUGGACUGGUCAAUACAGGCGAGUUGGAAGCUUUGAUCUAUCGAGGAGAUAAUCAUCCAUGGGCUCGGAAACCUCGAAGAGCCCGACUGUGAAGGACAGGCGAUAGAUAUCUGGAUACGUAGACAACAAUGGGCAUGGUGAGAUGUUGAGGUCAAGUGGGUGAUUAGUCGCCGAUUAGAGUAUAUUAGCUAGAAUAGAGAUAGUAUUACAGAAGUGGAAAAAGUGUGCUUGGCAAUCCGA
Exophiala xenobiotica is the source of this 1716-nucleotide messenger RNA. RefSeq lists its product as uncharacterized. Gene Ontology annotation, molecular function: oxidoreductase activity. The record is from RefSeq and is a predicted model, not a curated record. NCBI's taxonomy places the organism in Eukaryota, Fungi, Ascomycota, Eurotiomycetes, Chaetothyriales, Herpotrichiellaceae. Bases 138 to 1568 code for a protein of 476 amino acids. The transcript is spliced from 2 exons.